This is a messenger RNA of Cylicocyclus nassatus, 246 nucleotides long. The record is from the annotation of a GenBank genome assembly. Lineage: Eukaryota; Metazoa; Nematoda; Chromadorea; Rhabditida; Strongylidae.
AUGCAUCCAGCCAGAGUCUUGUUCCUGAUCGCUGUUGUGAUUACAAGCACUAGUCGAGCUACUCCACAUGGCUUGCCCGAGACGUUCCUCCAGAAUUUCUAUAAGCGAUCGAGAUUGGUAGUAAACGGAAAUCGACCAGAUAAACGCGAAUUCAACGCCGACGAUCUAACUUUACGUUUCGGAAAACGUGGAAUGGAACUUCAUCCAAGCGAUCUUACCUUACGUUUCGAACGAGAACAGAAGUAA